AUAGUGGCAUCAAUGGCACCUUUGGCAACUCAGUCCUCUAUACCUCCACGAUUGAUGUCCCUGAUGCGAACAAUCACUAUUGGGUAUCCAACUGAGCAGAAUCUGAACGCUAUUUAUUCUGCCUAUCUUAUGCCUAUUUUGGAGGCAUGUAUAGCUCCACUUGGCUCACCGGUCCGCGUAGAGGCUAUGGCUUCAGUUAUGGUACGACUCUAUGAAGAAGUCCGAUCUAAUUUUCGCCCUGCUGAUAGAGGCCAUUAUAUUUUUACGCCGAGAGAUCUGACUAAAUGGACAAUCGCAACGAUGCGGCAUGAGUUGACCGAUGAGUCAAAGGUGAUUGAAGUGAUGGCGUUCGAGUCAAGAAGGAUAUUCAUGGAUAAGUAA
Messenger RNA from Haemonchus placei, 381 nucleotides. The record is from the annotation of a GenBank genome assembly. NCBI's taxonomy places the organism in Eukaryota, Metazoa, Nematoda, Chromadorea, Rhabditida, Trichostrongylidae.